This is a messenger RNA of Lepisosteus oculatus (spotted gar), 3606 nucleotides long. RefSeq names its product T cell activation RhoGTPase activating protein b (gene tagapb). Gene Ontology annotation, biological process: signal transduction; regulation of Rho protein signal transduction. Lineage: Eukaryota; Metazoa; Chordata; Actinopteri; Semionotiformes; Lepisosteidae. Gene Ontology annotation, molecular function: GTPase activator activity. The record is from RefSeq and is a predicted model, not a curated record.
CACUCCAUAGUUUAUCAUGCCCUUGGCUGCGGGGAGCUCCUUCACUGCUGAACGCACUCCUCUCACAAGCCACUGACACUCCUAACCAACCAGCCAUGAGGAGGGGAAGCUAUGAUGAUGUUGCAACUCCAAUCAGCCCUCUGAGGAGUCUGGCACAAAGACGCCGCUCAGCCCCUGCGCUGGUCCUAGGCAGAGUGCUGAGCAAGUCCUGGUCACCCGUCAGGGAGAACGUGCUCUGCCCAGUGUCAGUGGAGCAGUGUCCCUUUGUGCUGGGCCUUGCCGGUGAGAAUGGAGAGCUGAUCCUGGAUGAGUGUGUGCAGGUGUCAGAGGGAACGAAGACUAAAAUGAGACAUUUGUUCCUGUUCAGCGACGUGCUGGUCAUUGCCAAACUAAAAUCCAAUACAAGCUACAGGCUGAAGCACAGAGUACACCUUAGUGAGCUCUGGCUGGCCUCAAGUGAGGAGAAGACUGAUGCCGUCGUCUUUAACCCAAGAACUGCCUUUCUUAUUGCCUGGCCAAGCAAUUUCUGUGUUAUUUCAUUCAGCUGCCCUGAGGUGAAAGAACGCUGGUUAGAUACUCUUCACUGGAAAAUUAAAGAAGCAAAGGACAACGAAGUUCUCAGGGUACCAACAACAAAUAUCCUCAUGAAGGUCUUAAGUGGAAGCACUGCAUUUAAAACACUAAGUGGUGGCAAUAUGGAUUCACUCAUCGAAUCGGGUUUGGAUGGUGAUGCCAAAACAUGCCACUCACCAACGCCAUGUGACAUGGAGGAUGGAACAUGCCAAACGAUUGCAGAAAACAACAAGAAAAGGAAGAAGGUUUUGAAUUGGCCCUUUCAAAGGAGGAGUUCUACACUGUCCAACUCUUCCAAUCGUUCAGACCCUGACCAGAACAUUCCUGUGUUUGGACGGCAGUUGUCUGACAUCUGUGCUGAGGAUGAGAAACCUCCCAAGCCCAUCAUGGACAUUCUCACUCUGCUACUGCAGAAAGGCACCACCACUGAGGGCAUUUUCAGGAAAGCUGGGAAUGCCAAAGCUUGCAAAGAGAUCAAAGAGCAGCUAAAUGCUGGAACAGAGAUCAACUUGGAGCCAAAGCCAAUAAUACUACUUGCUGCUGUCUUAAAGGAUUUCCUGAGACACAUCCCAAAUGGCCUGCUGAGGACAGAACUGUCUCCCUCCUGGAUGACAGCUGUAGAGAAGAACAGUGUUGAAGAGAAACAUGAAGAACUAAAACUGGUUGCAGCCAAACUCCCAGGGCCCAACAUUGUUCUGCUGCAGCACCUUCUGUGUGUGCUCUACCACAUCAGUAAGAAUGCAGAGAUCAAUAGGAUGGACGCUAAAAACCUGGCAGUUUGCAUCGCGCCUAACAUGCUGCUAGACAGCAAAUUGCCCCUUCAAGCCCAGAAAGAGAUGACAGAAAAGGUAACAACCCUGACUCAGUUUAUGAUUGAGAACUGCUGUGAAAUAUUUGGAGAACACAUCUUGUCACUUCUCGGGGACCCUGAAGAGGAGUUGGCUGAUAACUCAGAUACGCUAUCAUCACAUCAGCAUGACUCUGCAUAUGACAGCACUGAUGCAGAUGGAGACCUUGGGGAUCAUGCUAGGAAGCAACUAUCAGAGAGGGGUGAGGAGGAUGACCAGGAGCAGACUUCUGCCAGCCCUCUCUCUUCAGUCUGUGAAGAUGAGAGAACAGCCAUUGGAACUUGUCCUACACAACUCAAGAGGUUUAACAGAAGGUGUUCAGAGCCUAAUAUUCUCCCUUCUGGAGGACUAAAGACUCACAAACUGGCCAGGAGUCAUGAUGAUUUCUCAGUGGAAAGAGAUGAUCUCAGCUUUGAGGACCAGCCCCUUAAAAAACAGAACUCCGAUGAUUCCUUUCUUAUGCAUCAUUCUGGGGACAGAAGACCACUGUCCUGCUUGAAGUUAAGCAGCAGCUUGACUAUGGAACUGUGCAAGACACCUUCCUCAAAAGGUUCUUCUACUUGCUCCUUGGAAAGCUCCUUCUCCACAGUUUCUGAGAACUCUGUAUUCACCAGCUCACCACUGGCAUCCCCAUCCAUCCCCAAGAAGUCUUUCUUCUCAAGGCACCAGUCUUUCUCUGCCAAGGCUGCUGAGGACAGCGAGAAGCCCGAAAAAGACCUUAAGAAACACUCCCAGUCCUUUUGUGUGAGGAAUGAAAAGAAGCCCCUUUUCAAGGCCAAGAGCUGGGGCCCUUCCAACUUCAACAGGAGCAGUCUCAAGAGAGACUCUCAGAAGGAAAACCAGUUUUCUUGUGACACUCUCCAAGAGGACUCCCAAAACGAAGCCGAACCUGCAGACCCACAGCCCCAGUCUCGCACGGUGUCACCCAGUGCAGUGUUUCGACAUGUCGACAGCAGAAAACCUAGCAAUCCCCCAUCUUAUGAGCAGGCUAUUCAAAGUGGAACCACCCCUGCUCCCCCUGAAUACAAGUCUCUGACAGUUCAGGAUGCUAGAAGGAAGAUGUCCAUAAACAGAAGGCCCUCUUCAUUAACUGAGGAUCUCCUUUAUCCAUGUUCCAUCAACAGGUUCAGUGACUGCUAUGCACAGGAAAAAGACAGUGAGAAUCAUGGGCCUGUUGUAACUGAACACACAAGCACUUUCCGUCAGAGAGCCAUGUCUGAAUCCAUAUCAAGAACUAGACUUGAAAGAGUCAGCCGCAGAUGUAGCCAGCCGUUAUUUGAGGAGAUUUCCUAUGCAAAAGAAUCCUAUGUUUAAAUACCCUUCUUUCAUUUUGUAUGCACUGUAAAUGUUUAUCUUGUGCGGAAUGGUUUAGUUGAAAUCAUUAUACUAUAUGAUGAAAACCUGAAGCCUGAAUGCUAUCCUAUCACUUAAACUACUUGUAAAAAAAGAAAACCUUACAGACACCUAAAAGCUAUGUAAAUAAACAAAAUAUAUGCACGUAAUAACUAUACUGUAUAUCGUCAAUCUAACUGUAUUGAAUGUUGUAUUUUUUAAACAGUAUUUUUUGUUUGGUUUAGUAUAAUGUGUACAAUUUAACUGUAUGUAUAUAUGUACUUAAAUACACAGGAUAUAUAUAUAUAUGUUUGUUUGUCAACUACAACAUCUUUACUUCCACUACAAUAAAGCACUUUCUUUUUUAAUUCUAUAAUGAUUUCUCAUUUACGGGGAAUGAAUGCCAUUAAGUAGUUCCUGCAAUACAGAAUAUUCACAGGAGGGAACUGCUGCUAUGGUCGGUGUGUAGAAUAUUUUUUCAACCAUGAUGGUAAAGUUUUGUGCAGAGAAAAUGUAAUGACAAAGACUUCCAAUACACUUUGAUGAAUAAUCUGUCCCAAUUUUUCCAUAAAGCAACUUUUUGAAUAUUUCUGUCUGUUCUACCUAUACAAAGAAAGGAAAGUAAAGUGUUUUUUGUUUGUUAUUCCAACAAUGCCCAAGCAGGAAAACAUUGUCUGUAAAUUCAUGAUUUUCCUAUUUUCAACUUAAUGGAAAUUUUACUUCAAGCAUGUUAUAACCAUAAUUUUAAUGUCUUUUUAUUUGUAAUAAUUUGCUGUAGUACCUUAAAGUGAGUGUUUAUUUUAGGAUUGUCUCAAUUAUAACGAGUUUACAACCUUUUUGAUCAAAUAUACAG